ACCGCAUCCAUCAGUACGAUGCUUGGUUUAUCCUCGUCGUCUACAAACAGACGGAAUAAUGGAGCUGGAAAGAGUUCACGAAAGACUUGGAGGCGCGCAUUCAAGGCUGUGAUGCGCUCCUACAAGUUCAAGCUUCCGAAUUAUGACCUGCCGUUGCGGCUUCGACCAUGGUUUAUAAUAUUCACUGCAAUCGUGAUGUUCAUGCUGGCAUUCUUAAGUUUCACGAAUUUCGCACAGUCGUUACCACUUAACAACAAGAUCCUUCAUCUCGUGUGUCUUUGUCUGGCCACGACGGUGUUCUAUUUCAUCUUUGACGUAGAAGAAGAUGCACGGCGAAUAUGGAUAUGGCGACACGCGCCGUUAAUCCUGACCGCCGUUAUAUGCUUCUUCUUCGGAGGGAUCGUCAGCGAGAUCAUCCAAUCACUUCUUCCAUAUCAGGAAUUCGACAUGGGUGACAUCGCGGCAAACCUCCUAGGUUCCGCAAUCGGCCUCUGGACAGCGUAUUAUCUAGAGAAAUACUAUAGACAUCGGAGAGAAAUCGCACGCUUAUACCGUCCAGUCGCCCUCGACGCAGACGACGCCAGUCUCACCGAAUCAGAAGACGAAGACAACACACUAGGAACAAUGCUCCUUCCCACGCAUCACGACCGUAGAGGGACAAGUCUCCCCAGUACUCCCGCAAAAGGCGAUCGCAUUCGUAUUGGCGACGUAUGGGACGAGCGAGAAGAGCUCUUUGGUAUUGGUGACAGCGAUAGCGAGGACGAAAAUCAUCGUGGCGCUGCUGCUUCACGGCCACCUCCUGCACGUUCAUCAGGAGCUUCAACACCCCAACAGACUGCGGGUCCAAAAAUCAUCGUCACGAGCUCUUGAGCCUUACGGAUGGAUGUUUUGUACGCUUCUAGUGGUAAAUUUUGAAUAGGGUGUAAAUGUUUGUAAGAUGAGACGCUAAGCUG
Molecule: messenger RNA, 953 nt
Organism: Fomitiporia mediterranea MF3/22
Lineage: Eukaryota; Fungi; Basidiomycota; Agaricomycetes; Hymenochaetales; Hymenochaetaceae
Exons: 6
Coding region: 19-870 (283 amino acids)
Source: RefSeq, a predicted model, not a curated record